GCGGGGCAAAAAGGGGGCACAAGCAGAGCGUCUCGGUGACUAUAAAGCCUCACCGUGAUCGACUUAAGCUCGUGCCUUUAACUGCAGUUACCACGAGAGUCUCGCACGUGGUUUUUCGGAAAACCCAAGUGUGUCUCACAUACAGUGUGAUUAGCUCGCUGCAAGUGCGCAAUUGAUUUCACCGAGAAUAAUAAUAAUCGAGAAGUCGUCGUUUUGGCUAACUUCCGGAAUACGGCAAGAUUCAUCAUGAAUACCCUCAUAUUGUUGCUCGGUCUGACGACGAUGGCGUGCGCUCAGUUCAGCAGAUUCACAACUCCGUAUCCACAACCGACGCAAUAUUACAAUCCCAAUUACUACAACCGACCUUACUAUGCCAUACUGCGACAAACGCAAGACUCUUCGCCGGAUGGAUCCUACUCUUACAGUUACGACACGGAAAACGGCAUUUCCGUAGCAGAGCAGGGUUACCCAAGAAACGUUGGACCUAACCAAAUCGAGACGGUCAGAGGUCAAUAUAGUUACACAGCUCCGGACGGUACGCCGAUCUUGGUUACUUACACAGCCGACGAAAAUGGCUUUCUGGCGAGUGGCGCUCACCUGCCGACACCACCGCCGAUACCGAAGGCGAUACAACGUGCUUUGGAACACAACGCGGCUCAUCCUGAAGAGGAGGAGCCCUACAGGAGAUAUUAGAAAUAUCUAUGCUAGAACUGCUCCCAACGCCUCGAUAUAGCGUAUUGUGAAACAACAAUCAAUUAUCGUAUUUUUCGGAAUAUAUACGCAUGACAUAGACUUCUGUCUAUGUUACCCGUAUCUAUGAAAGAUCCCUUCGAAAUUUCGACGGUUCAUUCUUGUUGAUUAUUAAUUAACAGAAAUAAAUUAUUAAGGCAGAAAAUUAUUGAGCAUUUUUCUAAGCAUAUCUAAAAGUCGAGAGAGUUGCGCUUAUCGAUGAUUUAUUUAUUCCAUGAUUGUUAUAUCGAUAAAUAGCUUGUCGAGCAGUACUAGUAUUUAUUUUGAGCGUGCAAUAUGAGGCACGAUUAGGCGAGAUAACGGGACGUGAAGUUGAUGAGUAGAAGUGAAAAUGAUAAUAAGAGAUAAUAUAAAUGAAUUUUUUUCAUUUUUUUGUUAAUAAAUAAAUAAAUAAGCUUACUUUUUAUUUUUAAUGAUCGCAGACUCUUGACCAAUAAAUGUGAGAUGUGAAAGAGAUCAUUUUUACGUAAUUUGUCGUUUUAUAGAAAUUUAUUUUCUUUUGGCUUGUUAAUUUCUCUCAUUUGCUCGCAAAUGCAAAGAGCAUGUAAUUUUAUUAAUUUUUUUAUUUUAUUCUUUUUAUUUGAGAUGUACCGAUAUAACGUCGUUGUUGUUGAAACACCACUCAUUUUGUGUUGAUACUUAAGAAAUCGCGAUACGAUGUAACAGAAGAAAAGUCGUUCUGGAGAUGUUGUAACUUAUGUAUAUGAUCGGUAAUACCGCACAACCAUCAAAGUUCGAGAUUCAAAAUAAAAUGUUGAACAAAAUUAUUAUACAUUACAUACAUAUGUUACACGCAGCAUGCGGCUGAGCGAAGUUCAGCAUUAUUAUAUAAGACGACAUGAUAAUAUCUUAAAUAUGAAUUACACAAGACCACCUUACCUUACUGAAAGGAGAUUAAUAUAUUAUAAGAGUUUAGUGCCGAGUGGUGCAAUUUGCAAUCACAUUUCUCUACGGUAAUAAGACUUUAUUUAAAAGGAUACAUUUAUAAUAGAUCUAUAAAAAGAUAUUAAUUAAGGUGCAUUAAAUUAAGGUGCAUAAGUAAGUGCUGUAAUUAACUGGAAUUUGCAUUCGUCCUUAAGGAUUUCGCCUAAACGUGUCUUAAACCCUAAAUAGUAUAAACCCAUGUGAAAGUACAGAAAUUGAAAGAACUCUUGUGCACGUUAGAAUAACAUGCAUCAAGUAUAAAAAUUAAGUAUAAAAAUUAAUUAAUUUUGUCUUUUUAUAAAAUUUUUGUAAAAUUUUCGAGUGAAACGAUAAUCCUAUAUAUAAUAAAUUGUGAAAGAGUUAAGACUCUGCUAAAGUUAUACUGUUAUACUGUUUAGGGUUAACCGAUUAAUUUAUGAUAUUUCAUCCCUCUGGAAGAUCUGUUGAUUACGGAGUAUACUGCUUUACUUUGAUCCUAACACAAAGAGAUUACUUUCAAUUGACGCGAUCGAGGCGUCCUGCGAUCACCGAUCUGUCUCUUCCAUAUUCUUCGCUUGAUGGGAAAUGGCGGAGGCAAUGUUGGGGACCAGAUACGGAUGCUUGAUGCGACAAUACGUCAUAUCAUAAUUGUACUGUAAUGUAUCAUGCUACGUCUAUCUUAUUAAAUCGUUUAAUUGUGCAUGCUUCUCUACGUAUUUUGAUAAUCAUGUGCCUAUAAUUGUAAUAACGCGUCAGCGAAGUUAUUAAGAAUUUGUUUUCGUUCUAGUGCCUUUAAUGACUUUUAACAAACUGGGUUACAAUAAUAAAUAAAUUAUUUUAAUAUGCAAAAUAAA
Pogonomyrmex barbatus (red harvester ant) is the source of this 2507-nucleotide messenger RNA. Its product is annotated as endocuticle structural glycoprotein SgAbd-2. Gene Ontology annotation, cellular component: chitin-based extracellular matrix. NCBI's taxonomy places the organism in Eukaryota, Metazoa, Arthropoda, Insecta, Hymenoptera, Formicidae. The record is from RefSeq and is a predicted model, not a curated record. Gene Ontology annotation, molecular function: structural constituent of chitin-based larval cuticle.